AUGGUUCCAGUUUCACUUCUACAGGUCACUCCUAAGGAAACCGUUGACGUUAAAAACGACCCAAAAAUCAAGGAGCACGUGACAAAGAGCGAGGGCAUCGUUCUCGAGGACGGUAUUGCACUCACUACUUACCCAGAAGACUCCAAACCUUUAGGACUUGAAUGGGGUGCUGCAGCUCCCGAAGUGCGUGGUCCUGUGGUGUGUUCCCGCUAUCACGAUGGACUCUCCAAGCACAAUGCAAUCGGUGCCCAUUCUGGUCCUUACUGCGUGUACCACGCUCUAGCGGUGGCAUCCAAUCAGUUGGAUCCUCACCAUGUGGCAGACUACACCAACUCCCAGCCUGCAUUUUCGAUCCCUGAGCAAAAAGCCUGGUACAACAACAAGGAUAUCGUGGCAAUGGACCCAAUGGGCCAUCUCACUCCGUUUUUGUUCGACGAAACCGCCAAAUCCGAAAACGUGGAGAUCAGACCUUCGAUCUCCGUUACCAAAGCCUCCUUGCAACUCUUCGAACUAAAAGAUGCAGUGACCAACAACAGGCUCCAAGUGGAUGGCAAAAUCGUUCUCAACCAAAAUGGUGAUGUGGCCGUCUCCAAAGUUGCCGUUGAACCAGUUUGGUAUUUGCCCGGUGUUGCUGAACGGUUUGGUGUGAGUGAGGAUAAGCUCAGAAAGGCUUUGUUCCAAGACACCAACGGAAUGUAUCCAGAACUCAUCACCAGACCUGACAUCAAAGUGUUUUUGCCACCAGUGGGAGGAUUGACCGUAUACAUAUUCGGUGAUCCAGCAUACGUGUCUGAUCCUACCAAGAGAGUUGCACUUAGAGUCCAUGACGAGUGUAACGGAUCUGAUGUUUUCGGAUCUGACAUCUGUACUUGUCGUCCAUACCUAACCUUUGGUAUUGAAGAAGCUGUCAAGGAAGCUCAAAAUGGUGGCUCUGGUGUUGUCAUCUACUUCCGUAAGGAGGGCAGAGCUCUAGGCGAAGUCACCAAGUACCUGGUCUACAAUGCACGUAAGAGAGGUGGUGACACUGCUGACGAGUACUUCCACAGAACCGAGUGUAUUGCUGGUGUUCGUGAUAUGCGUUUCCAACAGUUAAUGCCAGAUAUUCUAAAAUGGCUUGGAAUUACCAAGAUUGACCGUAUGUUGUCCAUGUCCAACAUGAAACACGAUGCUAUUGUUGAGCAAGGAAUCCCAAUUUUGGAGAGAGUACCUAUUCCAGAUGAAUUGAUUCCAGCUGACUCCCGUGUCGAAAUUGACGCUAAGAUCAAUGCAGGUUAUUUCACAACUGGUAAAGUCAUGAACCAGGAAGAAUUGAAAGCCGUUCAGGGAAGAACUUGGACUGAUGUUGUUUAA
This is a messenger RNA of Lachancea lanzarotensis, 1350 nucleotides long. RefSeq names its product LALA0S03e03554g1_1. The transcript has a single exon. Bases 1 to 1350 code for a protein of 449 amino acids. Gene Ontology annotation, biological process: riboflavin biosynthetic process. Lineage: Eukaryota; Fungi; Ascomycota; Saccharomycetes; Saccharomycetales; Saccharomycetaceae. The record is from RefSeq and is a predicted model, not a curated record. Gene Ontology annotation, molecular function: GTP cyclohydrolase II activity.